GAACAUAUAAAACAUCAGUCAAUAAGUAAUGUUCGCUGAGCACUAGCGUGCCCUUUUUGCUUGCUUGCGAGCCACAGCCAUUUGGAAACUUGACCGAGGAAGGCAAAAUAUCAACCACAUCCUUAAGUAAUGAGAUAUCUCCGGUCAUAUGAUGAGAGGCUCCAGUGUCAAUAAUGACAUCUUUGAGUGUUGGUUUACCGGAUAGUUUCUCCGUUGAUAUGGUCGACUUUGAGUUUUGAAGUAGUUGUAGAAGCUGAGUUAUCUGACCGAUUGGAUCACUUAGUUGAUUUGCUGAAUUGGUUGAAGUUGUAUUGUUUGAAACCGCUCUAACUGAAUUGGAGCGCCCACGGCCACGGUUGCCGUUGUUUGAAUACCUUCCUCCUCGACCACGCUGAGACGAACCAGAGGAAGAACCCCCUGAAGAGGAGGUAUUUUUAUGUUCAUACCACAAGUCAGGGAACCCGUGAAGAAGAAAACAUUUGGAUUUGUCAUGUCCUUUCCGAGACCAAUGCGUACAGGUUCUGUUAGGAUCACUGAAGCGAUUUGUCACGGCUGUAGAUUGAAGAGAGUCAACCGGAGGUGUAUCGGUGUGAGCAUGAAAACCAAUUGCCUCUGUUUUCACAUCCUUAGACCGUGCAGAGUUAUUAUAUUACUCUUCUCGGAUUACUCUGGAGUAGACAUUGUUUAAAUCUGGUAGAGGAUCCUCAUCAAUGAUCUGUGAUCGGAUGUUUCGAAAACGCGAUUCGUCGAGGCCAAAAAGGAAUUUUUGAACGCGUAUUUCUUCUCUUUCUUUCUCUAUUUCCGAUGCCGCUUCACACGAACACAACCGAGGAGUUUUGAGAUUGUCUAGUUCUUCCCAGAGUUUCGCGAGGCGGCCAAAGUAUUCGAUCACCGUCUGACCAUCCUGUUGGCAUGUAUUGAUCUCGUCACGAAGUAGAUGAAUACGAACUCCGUUCUUAACGGAAAAACGGCGUUGAAGAUUAUUUCAUAAUUUAUGAGCUUCUGGAACAAACGUCACAGUAUAACGAAUCUUCGGAUCUAUGGAUGUUCUAAUCCAACCGACUAUCAUUGAGUUUGUAGCUUGCCAUCGAGAGAGAUCCGGUUCCGUAAAAGGUUUCGGAACUGUCAACUGUUCCUUCAAUGAAACCUAAUUUUUGCUUUGCUUGAAUCGAGUUGGAGAGUUCGGUAGCCCAUUCUGUAUAAUUAUCUCCUUUGAGCAAAACCGAUGCGAUUAAAGAUCCAGGAUUGUCUGAAGGGUGUAGAUAGUAUAUUCCCGAAGGAGCAGUAGUAUUAGAAGAAGAUAUAUUUGUAGAAGACAUAGCGUCUGCCAUGUUUCUUGGGGUAGAAGAAAAAAAUUAGGGUUUAUGAAUCUUUUUGCUCUGAUACCAUAUAAGUGUUUAAAGAAGUACUUUGUGUUGUUUAUUAGAAUAGCAAACGCUGAGUAUUUAUACAAGAGAAUAAGCCUAUAACGAUAAGAACCAGAAUUAAACCAUGAUUAACUAAAUAUAGUUAAGACUUAUCCUAAUAAUAAUCUGACUGCUAAAGGAGAAAGAGUGCUGGAGAUUGGUGUUGGUACAGGUCCUAAUCUGAAGUACUACGCAAGUAAUGAAAUCGUCUGCGUUUUCGGUAUGGACCCAAAUCAGAAAAUGGAAAAGUACGCUUGCGAAGCUGCUAGAGAAGCCGGACUGAAACCUGAAAACUUUAGAUUCAUGCAAGGAGUAGGAGAAGCUAUACCAUUAGAUGAUAACUCUGUGGAUGCAGUCAUUUCAACACUUGUCCUGUGUUCUGUCCCAGAUGUUAAGCAAACACUUCAAGGUAAUUCCCAUAAACCUCAAAAGAGAUCAUCUGAUAAUAUCUUCAACCAAGUAUUAUUUUCAGAGAUCAAGCGGGUUCUGAAACCGGGUGGGAUAUUUCUGUUCAUCGAGCACGUAGCGGCUGAAGAUGGAACUUUUUUCAGGCAUGUCCAAAAUGUAUUGGAUCCACUACAGCAAGUGGUUGCAGACGGAUGUCAUCUGACAAGAAACACCGGCUUAUACAUUGCCGGUGCUGGUUUUAGUGGUGGCGCUGAGAUCAACACUCCGGCAAUGUAUAGCUUCCCUUGGAUAAUUAGACCUCAUGUUUAUGGAGUUGCGUAUAAGUAACUAUGCAAGUAAGAUGCAAAAGGUGUGUAAUUUCAUGAUCGUGUGCUAAAUUAUAUUUUCAGAACUCUCUUGUAUUAAGCAACUUCUUGUUAAUUUGUGGCAAUUUUCUUGGACUCCUUAAAAUAAUUAUGGUGUAGCCGUGUAGUGGUUGGAUUUCAUCAAAUCAACUUUCUGUCUUGAUAAAA
This is a messenger RNA of Brassica napus (rape), 2326 nucleotides long. Its product is annotated as putative methyltransferase-like protein 7A. Lineage: Eukaryota; Viridiplantae; Streptophyta; Magnoliopsida; Brassicales; Brassicaceae. The transcript is spliced from 3 exons. The record is from RefSeq and is a predicted model, not a curated record. Gene Ontology annotation, molecular function: S-adenosylmethionine-dependent methyltransferase activity. The coding region runs from base 1629 to 2141 and encodes 170 amino acids.